Molecule: messenger RNA, 714 nt
Organism: Ascochyta rabiei
Lineage: Eukaryota; Fungi; Ascomycota; Dothideomycetes; Pleosporales; Didymellaceae
Exons: 2
Coding region: 1-714 (237 amino acids)
Source: RefSeq, a predicted model, not a curated record
AUGAAGUACACAAUCUUCGUCGGCGCCGUCACGGCCUUCGCCGCAGCGCAAACCAUUACCGACUUGCCACCGUGCUCCCUUGAGUGCCUUGCUGGUGCCAUUGGCGGCCUAGGCUGCGGCCUCACUGACUUUGCAUGCUCGUGCCAGAAGGCCUCGCAGCUCACACCCGUCGUCACGCCCUGCGUGCAGAACGCUUGUACUGACCCUGCCGACCAAUCCAAGAUCAUUGAGGUCCUCUCCAAGAUUUGCGCAGCUGCUGGCUUCCCCAUCGAAGCCCCGGCGGCACCGGCGUCUUCACCUGUGGUCGAGCCUACACCUGCAGCUCCAUCCGAGGCCCCGAUCGAGACACAGCCUUCAGCGACCGAAGAGCCAGGAUACCCCGAGUACCCGACUGCAAGUGAGGUUUCGUCAGAGUACCCCGAACCUACUCACAUCACCGACGACGUACCCAACCUCCCUACUUCCUACGCUGAUCUCGUUUCUCUCCCCUCUGUCAUCGACACCAUCAUUGUGUCACGCCCUUCCUCCAAGCCAACUUCUGUUCCUGGCGUGCUUCCGCCUUAUCCUACCGGUACUCCUGUGCCAGCUCCCUCCGGUACUGGCUCGUCAUCCACUACCUCUUCUCAAUUGCCGGAAUUCACUGGCGGAGUGAGGUUGGUUAAGGCCCCCAUUGUGGCUGCAGGAAUCUUUGGAUUGGCUGCUUUUGUUGUGUAA